UAACGACCUUUUCCCUUCAAAACCGCUUGCCACAUUCGAUUCUCUCUCUUCCCGGUUCCAAGAACUGGAUUGAAUACUUGAAAAUUAAACCCUCAAUUCGUCUAACUCCGGCGCCGGAAAUUAGCAUUGAAGCAUGUCUGUUUCGGAUUCCGAGACCUCUUCCCACGGCGGAGACUACAAGACUUUCCGCCAAGUCAGCCGCGAUCGAUUAUUGUAUGAAAUGCUCCAAACAUCCAAACCGGGAGAUUCAAGAUCGUCGUGGAAGGUACUCAUAAUGGAUAAAGUUACUGUAAGAGUAAUGUCACACUCGUGCAAAAUGUCGGAUAUAACAGACCAGGGAGUUUCCUUGGUGGAAGACAUUUUUAGAAGAAGACAACCUCUGCCUCAACUGGAUGCCAUAUACUUCGUUCAGCCUUCCAAGGAAAACGUGAUCAUGUUUUUGUCUGACAUGUCAGGAAGAGAACCGUUGUACAGGAAAGCAUAUCUAUACUUCAGUACACCUAUACAAAAGGACCUUGUCAAUCGCAUUAAGAAGGAUGCUAGUGUUUUACCACGUAUUGGUGCACUAAGAGAGAUGAAUUUGGAGUACUUCUCUAUAGACAGUCAGGGAUUCAUCACAGAACAUGACAAAGCACUUGAAGAACUCUAUGGUGAUGAUGCUGAAAAUUCUCGUCGAUUUGAUAGAUGCUUGAAUGUAAUGGCCACAAGAAUUGCUACUGUUUUUGCUUCAUUAAAGGAAUUUCCUUUUGUGCGGUAUAAAGCAGCCAAACUUGAUGGUGACUCAAUGACUUCAUUUCGUGAACUAGUUCCUACAAAGCUUGCUGCAGCAGUUUGGGACCAAAUUACAACAUAUAAAUCUUCCAUUCAUAACUUCCCGCAAACAGAAACAUGUGAAUUACUUAUAGUGGACAGAUCAGUUGAUCAGAUUGCUCCAGUCAUUCAUGAAUGGACCUAUGAUGCUAUGUGUCAUGAUCUGCUUAAUCUGGAGGGGAACAAAUAUGUGCAUGAGGUUCCUAGCAAAUCAGGUGGUCAACCUGAAAGAAAGGAAGUCCUUUUGGAAGAUCAUGAUCUUGUCUGGCUUGAGCUCCGGCACACUCACAUAGCAGAGGCUAGUGAACGGUUGCAUGACAAGAUGGCAAACUUUGUUUCAAAAAACAAAGCAGCGCAAUUGCAACAGAGAGACGCUGGUGAGCUUUCCACUAGAGACAUUCAGAAAAUGGUUCAAGCUUUGCCGCAGUAUAAUGAACAGAUGGAGAAACUCUCUCUCCAUGUUGCGAUUGCUGGAAAGAUUAAUCAAAUUAUCAGAGAUACAGGUCUUCGAGAACUUGGACAACUGGAACAGGACCUUGUAUUUGGUGAUGCAGGAACAAAGGAAGUUAUUAAUUUUCUGAGAAAGCAGGAAGGAACGAAUGAGAACAAGCUCCGGCUUAUGAUGGUUUAUGCUGCUGUUUAUCCAGAAAAGUUUGAGGGUGACAAAGCAUUGAAACUCAUGCAGUUGGCAAAAUUAUCAGAUUCGGACAUGAAAGCUGUGAAAAAUAUGAAAUUGAUUGAGGGAUCUGAUUCGAGAAAGAGUUCAAAAGGGACUUUCUCACUUAAGUUUGACUCAGCAAAGAGGAAGCAUGCAUCAAGGAAGGAUCGAACAGGAGGAGAGGAAGAGACGUGGGCACUAUUUCGGUUUUAUCCCAUGAUAGAGGAGUUGGUUGAAAAUUUGAGCAAAGGAGAAUUGGCAAAAGAUGAGUAUUACUGCAUGAACAGUCCUAGUCCUCCCAGUCAUGGAACCCAAGGGAAAACUGGAGCCUCACAGAGUGAAUCAGUUAGAUCUGGGCAAUCUAAUGCACAAUCUAUGAGAUCAAGACGAACUGCAAACUGGGCCAAAUCUAAAUCCUCCGAUGAUGGAUAUUCAAGUGAUUCAGUGUUGAGAAUUACACCUAGUGAAUUGAAGAAGAUGGGCCAGAGGAUUUUUGUUUUCAUAAUUGGUGGGGCAACAAGGUCUGAGCUUAGGGCUUGCCAUAAGCUUACAGCAAAAUUAAGGAGGGAAGUCGUCCUUGGUACCACUGGUUUGGAUGAUCCAUCUCAAUACAUCACGAAACUUAAGUCCUUAUCAGCAAAGGAGCUCUCAGUUGAUGACAUUAAGAUCUGAAGGUGUUAUGGUAUUUGUAUGUCAGAGUUGUGCCGAACACCAGGGUGAAAUCCAUAUAUGAAGCAGCAGCCAAAAGGAUGAGCGUUGAAUUGGGUGGAAUGCCAAGAGAGAAGUGAAAUCCAAUCUUUUGUAGUGUUCGUCUCCUCCAAGAACAUGAUUUAAACUUCAAUGUAAUCAAGAAUUGCAUUCCCUUUAGACAUCCCAGAAACUAUGAGUGGGUGGGUACAGUCUGUUCAUACAAAACAUGUGUUAGUUUUGUUAUUAAUUUCAAACUGAUAUAUUCAUUAA
Molecule: messenger RNA, 2428 nt
Organism: Sesamum indicum (sesame)
Lineage: Eukaryota; Viridiplantae; Streptophyta; Magnoliopsida; Lamiales; Pedaliaceae
Product: protein transport Sec1a
Biological process (GO): vesicle-mediated transport
Source: RefSeq, a predicted model, not a curated record